Molecule: messenger RNA, 948 nt
Organism: Entamoeba nuttalli P19
Lineage: Eukaryota; Evosea; Mastigamoebida; Endamoebidae
Exons: 1
Coding region: 1-948 (315 amino acids)
Source: RefSeq, a predicted model, not a curated record
AUGAAAAAAGGAGAACAUGGUUCAAUGAUUGAAAAACGACCAAUACCUCCAAAAAGUAUUGAAUGCAAUGUAAUAAAAGGAAGUAAAAAAGCAACAAAAAAGAAAGAUGUUUAUGAAACAAGAAAAACAAAAAAAGUUACUGAUAAUGAUCAUACUAUAAAUAAGGUUGAAGAAUUUUCAAUGCCAAUACAAGAAAAGAGUAAAAUUCAAAAACAACGUCAAAACGAAAUAAAAAAGAAAGAUUCAAUUAACCAACAAGGACAAUUACCUCUUCAAAAAGAAACACAAAGUAUAACAAAUAGUAAUAAUAAUAAAUGUAUAAAAUCAAAUGGAACAAUACAUCUUAUUAUGUUAAUGAGUAUUUUAGAUAGGAUAAGUGAUGAAGAAAUAUAUGCAUUAGGAGAGAUUGUUGAUGACCAAUGGAUGAAUGAGAUUGGAAUGAUUAUAAAUGACCCAGAAGUUAGUCCAAAAGUAGUUCAGCGUUCUUUGUUCUUAGCACAAAGUUUUCAUGAAAGAGAUUUAAUGCCAAUUAAAGAAAUUCAAAAACUAGGACAAUUAGUUGGAAAAGGACAAUAUGAAAUUAUUCUCAGUGGUUCAUUUUUUCUUGAUGAAAAUAUUAUUCAACUUAUUUUCAUGGAAAGGAGGAUUAAAGCAUUCAUAUUCUGUGAUGAGGCUAAUCAACAAUUCUUAUUUAUUGCAUCGAAUGAUGGAGUUAAAGGAAGGAUUUUAAAAGGCAACGAUGUUUUCAUGCAAAAAAUUAAUGGAAUUUGGCAAAAUUUAACAUUGCCAGAAUACAUUUGCUCAGUAAGAAUCAAAGAAAAAAACAUAAUAUGGCUCUUUGAAACUAUAAGACUCAGUGUUGAUAUGAGAAUAAGUUGUUUUGAACAGAAUAAUCAAAUACAUAUUGGAAGAUAUAUCAAGAAAUUAAUGAUUAUUACAUUUUAUUAA